AUGGCCCUAGUUUCAAUCAACGCCCCGGGGCUCAGCUCUGGCCUUCUAUACAACAAUGGCGACAACAACGCGCGAGUCUGCAUUACCUCUGAGACGAACGAAUUCGAUACGGAGACGAUCCAAGACUGGCAGGAUGAAGGAUUUGACGUGGUUUACCUUCCAUUCAACGGCGGUGGGAAGGACUAUGCGAGUCGACUCAUGGGAGUCAAAGAAGGAUGUGGCGUAGGAGAGAACUACGCUGUAAUUGCAUACGGCGAGGCGGCAAACUACUGUUUGGACUACUAUAUGAAGCCUAUGAACUCUAGUCGACUUUGCGCCCUCGUCGCGUACUACCCAAGCAACAUCCCCGAUACUCGCUUGCGGUUCCCACAAUCGCUGAAGGUUCUGGUGCAUCUGGCAGGAAAGUCUGUGGAUGUCACCACUCAGCCCCAGGUGGCUGGGCUGCAAGGCAAGAGACGUCGCAAGACCAAGCCAAUUAACCCCGGCAAUGGCACUGGCGAACGCAUGAAUUUGGCAUAUCCAGCGUUCACGUAUGAGUAUGCGGAGCCUGGGUUCGCGGAGCAUGACAUGGAGGAGUACGAUCAUUUGGCGGCGGAUAUCGCUUGGACGAGGACUGUGCAGACACUGCGUAAAGGCUUCCGCAGAGAUGUGGACUUGGAGCGACGCUGGGAGGAACAUCAAGAAGGCAAAUACUUCAGCACGAACCUAUCCAAAACCAUGGAGGGGUAUACCAAGGACAAGACACCAAGCGUCACGUACGGUCCAACGGUCAGCGGUGGCAUUGGCGCGCAGGCCCUCCGGCGUUUCUACCAGAACCACUUCCUAGGCCGUCUCCCACCGUCGAUGCGCAUCCGCCUUAUUUCACGAACAGCGGGACCAGAUCGAGUCGUGGAUGAGCUGUACGUGUCCUUCGAACACAGCCAGGAAGUUCCCUGGAUGCUUCCCGGCGUCCCGCCAACGGGCAAACGCGUGGAGAUCGUGCUCGUCAGCAUUGUGAGUAUGCGCGGCGGCCGACUAUACUCCGAGCACACAUACUGGGACCAAGCAAGCGUCCUGGUCCAAGUCGGUCUUCUCGAUCCAAAGCUUGUCCCUGGCUCGGUGCAGGGUGUUGAUCGGUUGCCCGUUGUUGGUCGGGAGACUGCGCGUCGAAUCCUGUAUGAAGAUCCGGAAGUCGAGCAGGAAGAUUACCACAACCGGCUUAUUCGUCGUGCGAAUGCUCGGGCCCGUAGGAAUAACAGCUCAAAGGCUUCUCAGGCGGAUGAGUCUGCAGCUGAGAUUACGCUGCCUGGGAAGAAGGACGGGAAGGGAAAGACUGUUCUGGAGAACAGACCUGCGCUGAGUAGGACUGUGACGGAGAAAUCGGAACAGGGCAAGCCAGAAGAGGAGGAAGAUGAUGGAAAUGCGACUCAGACUGAGACUACCAAGCCGAACCCGGAGAAUGGGCGUCACUCGGUGACUGUUGAAGAUGGGGAUGAGAAUGGGGAUGAGUAG
This is a messenger RNA of Penicillium cinerascens, 1491 nucleotides long. RefSeq names its product dienelactone hydrolase. The record is from RefSeq and is a predicted model, not a curated record. The coding region runs from base 1 to 1491 and encodes 496 amino acids. The transcript has 3 exons. Gene Ontology annotation, biological process: polyketide metabolic process. Lineage: Eukaryota; Fungi; Ascomycota; Eurotiomycetes; Eurotiales; Aspergillaceae.